AUGGCCACUGUUAGCCGCGCGCGCGCGCUACCCCUCAUCAGUCCGCGGGACUAUGAUGCUGCUAUGAAAUCCUUUGCUGAUUCCUGGAAACCUCAGGUUAGGAUUUGCGUUAAAGGAUACGACACUUUGCUUCCUGAGGAUGAGAUAAAGAAGGCGUUGAUUGGUAAUUUCAACUCAUGUGGAGAAAUCGAUUACGUUGGGUUUCCCAGAGACAGCUCAUGUGCUUUUCUGGUGAUUCUCGGAGAAGACGCAGAAGAGAAGGCGUUGGCGCUUGAUGGAAGUGACGCGGGAGGAUGGAAUGUCUCCGUGGUUAAGGCUGGAAAGAAAGAGGAAACUCGUGAAGAAGUUGAAGCUUUCUUGGCCGUGCUUAAUGACAAAAACCGUCGCUUUGGCAUCUCCGUCACGGGAUUUGACGCUUCGCUUCCUGUGGAUGAUCUCAAGGCUGCUUUGAGACGAGAGUUCGCUUCAUGUGGAGAGAUUCUACAUGUUUAUAUUCCCAGGUACCGCAGCAUAGGUUAUGUGUAUUUUUCCGGAGAAGAAGCACUAGCUAGGGCGUUGGAUCAUGUAUUAUACUAUUUUGAGCCUCUCCCUUUUUGA
Molecule: messenger RNA, 597 nt
Organism: Microthlaspi erraticum
Lineage: Eukaryota; Viridiplantae; Streptophyta; Magnoliopsida; Brassicales; Brassicaceae
Source: the annotation of a GenBank genome assembly